GAAGGCUAGGACUGUAACUGGGUUUAAAAGAGAACUAGAUAAAUUCACAGAGGAUCCCUCCCACUUUUCCAAGGCAGAAAAUCUACAGACCAAGAAACUUACUUCUCAGUUGUCCACCAAGCUAGACUUAUCGCAAUGAAGCUAAUUCAGCUGAUUUGCUUUGCUGGCUGCCUUGGAAUAGGAUGGGCUGUACAACUGUCCAGUUUAGACAAAAUCUCACUAGAUUUCUUUCCAAAUGCGAGCGUGAUUUUAGCAGCAAGAAUGAGUUCAUCUUUCAUUGUUAAUAUUCCUAAGUGUAUUUCUUCCUCUCAAUUCACACCCACCACGAUUAGACCAGCAGUAGCAGCUGUUGGUGAUAAAGUUGCUAUGCCAGCUGUGACAGACACCAAUCAGAUCAAAUCCCUCCACUCUUCCUCUACUGCCCAAGUUUACUUUGCGGGAGAAUUCAAGAGUGUCUCAUGUAGAAUAGCCAGGGAUCUUGUGAGCAUGGACAUUGAUGAUGGGAACUACAAGCUGACCACAGUCGUAGGCUACCAGGUUGGGGUAGAAGUCUGUGAAAAAGCUAAAGGCCCCUUCUGCAAUCGUGCCCUUCAGCCAUCGUCGAUUUACAGGGUAAAUUUCUUUAUUUUGGAUGAAAAUGCGGUAAUAAGAGCUCACACCGGCUGGUCAGAUGCCAUACAAACAAACAAUGUGACAACCUUCACGGCAUAUGAUGGAUCAUUCUUAGGGCGGGCCGGAGGAAUGAUAGUGAUCACGGUACUGCUUUCUGUUGGUAUGUUCGUGCUGGUGGUUGGCUUAAUUGUGGCAGCAGCUCUUGGAGGAAAAAAAUCAUAAAUCAGGCAAGCCAAGAUUGCCUUCCAGAACAAAAAUGACUACCAAUCUGAAUGAACUGUUUUCCGGGAAUCAAGAAAAUCUACAAUAAUGAGUGCUGCAUUAAAGAGGGAACAUGAAGAAUUAGAAAUAGUAUAAAUCAGAAUUGAAGAUGUAUAAUGUAUCAAAUGAAAACUGUAUAUAGCCUGAUUUACAAUGUGACAAUUUUUAUAUCAAGAGCUAACAUUAGAGUUGGGCCCAAACCGAAACUCUAGGUCUAAACAACCCUGAUGUUUGGUUCCAAGUUGGCUUGGGCCUUUCUUUAGCUAAGAUACUUUGGUGCCAUAAACAAAAAUCCAUCGUCAUUAACCUGAGACAUGCAGCUAGGGAGUUGUAUAUCAUGUGCCACAGUGCAUGACUUUUAAUUCUAGGAGCAACAUUUCUGAGGGUGCUUGGGCAGGCUUUAUAUCUCUGUGUCUUAACACAUCUGCUGUGUUAGUGGUUGUAUGGUGUGCAAUGGUGGAUUAUGGGUGCACUGAGGGCUAUGGCUCACUGUGUGUAGUGAAUUUCUAUUUACACCCAUGAAUCAGAGGCCACCAUCUUUGAGUCUGACAUUUCAUGUUGGCUGGAGAGGAUGUAUGGUACAUUGUGCUAACUGGUAUAGGAGUUGAUUUUAGAUGCCUGAUCCUUAGAGAUGUUGAGCAGCUAUAACUUCCAUUAACCCACUCCAACCUGCCACCUGGCAGUCUGCUGACAAUGGCUUACCUGGGACCCAUGAAGCCCAGCUCCAGGGUUAGGCUCUGCCCUGCGGUCUAUUUGGCAGAGCCCUGAAGCAGCUGACUGGCCCUACUUAAGCCGGCAGCAGGAACAGUAAGUUGUCUGAACAACUGGGCUUCACUCUGCUUGGGACUUGUGUGCCUCGUGGCUCCAUGUCCUUGAUUUCUUGGCAUCUGACUUGUGGUUCUGGACCUUGUGGUUCUGGAGUUUGUUUCCUGCCUCUGACCUCCUGGUAUCCUGACCCAUCUUGACUCUGGUUCCUGACUUGUGGUUCUGACCCCCAGUCUAUCUUCUGCUUCUGACCUUCUGGUAUCCUGACCCAGCUGACUCUUGACUCCUGUCUUGUGACUGGACUCUGGCUCCAACUGCUAGGUUUGACCUGGUGUGACACCCAAGACCUCUCAGGAUCAGGCCCUACCAUGACAUUGUAGAUGUCCUGAUGAGUUUACAUGGUUUGCAUAUUGAUCCAUAGUGACAGUUAUUCUCCUGAAGGGUCUGUGCCCAAGGCCACUCUGAAAAUUUUCAUUUAUGCUAAUGAGACUUGUCAAGUAACCACUAAAACUGAGCUGAAAGAGCUUUUAUUGCUUUGAGCUGAGAAGCCUCAUCUCAGCUGACAGAAUUUGCUUUGAUGUUUUGGCAACUGCACUCAGACCUCUGAAGUGGUCCAGCUGUGAGCUCUCAGAGGUGUAAAUAUUUUCAAUUAGUAUUUUCAGUAUAAAUAAUAAUACCAAUAACCAAAUCAAAUUCUUUAGGUUUGAGGCUCUGGGGUGGUUAAAAGAUAAAUUUAGUUUAGUCAAAGACUGUGAAUGACACUAUAAGUGAUAGAAUUAAAGACUUCAUUUAAAAUAGAAAUUUAAAAUAGAAUAGAUGGUUAAAGCAAACAGGAAGUAUGAUAUAACCAUAUACUGCAUUUUUAUACUCACAUUCCAAAAUGAAAUGGUGCAGCCAGGGGUGACCAUUCCCUGAAUGAGGAGAAUGGGUAAAUAAUCCUUUUUCUAAUGGUAUCUUGAUGGUGGAUGAGCAUGCUAAUCUAAAAUUAAUGUGCUAUUCUUUAAAAAAUAAUUUACAACAACACCCUUGAUUAAUUAGCAUUAAGCCUAUCUUUUACCAUAUCUAUAUUUCUGCUACCUUAAUUAAAAUGCCUUCUACUCCCUCAUUGGCUAUUUAAUAUUAAACAUUUAACAUUAUCUUUAACAACUGUGUAAAUGCCAUUCCGAUAACUGUCAGUAUAGAUAGCAUCCUUCCAGAACAUUUACAUUACGUCCAAAACUCUUGCUAGAACCAAACACAUUUACAACAUGGCCUGGGGUUAUGUCCUAAAUUAUCACUAACUUGACUAUGAGCUCUCUUUCUUCACUUCACCCACAAUUUACCACGCCCUCGCUACUGUCAAAUCUAAACUUUGCCCCCUAAAUGUAUUCUCCACUUACAUUUUAGCACAUUUCUAUUACAUUUUUAUGUAAUAUAAACAAACAUCACUUUUAUAGGCUACAGAGGACAGAUUCCCAAUCAUCAUCAUGUGGCAAAAGGAAAAAAAUACCGGAAAAAAAAAUAGAUUGAGAACAUGGAGUCUGAGUUUAAUGGAGAUGCGAAUAUGGCAGACCCCUACAUAAUUAUAUAAAAGUACAACCUAUAACUAAGAGAG
Molecule: messenger RNA, 3232 nt
Organism: Mauremys reevesii (Reeves's turtle)
Lineage: Eukaryota; Metazoa; Chordata; Testudines; Geoemydidae
Gene: UPK2
Product: uroplakin 2
Exons: 6
Coding region: 136-834 (232 amino acids)
Source: RefSeq, a predicted model, not a curated record